GAGAUCUAGCUUGAUCAAGUGAAGUGAAAUGAAGCAAAUGGUGUCACUCCAAUCAAGCUGAAGUGAAGAACCCCACAACAGAUCUCUCCAAAUGGAUCCCAACUGUCUACUGUUGUUCCUCUUCUCCCUUCCCAUUCUCUGCUCCUCUGGCCAAGUCACCGUCAACCCAAAUCCGCCCACCACUCCGGUCACCGUCCCCGGCGGCGGCGGCGGCCAGCCGGUGAGCAAUCCCGUCACUUCACCGACUCCUCCGGCGGCGGUGGCUCCUCCCGGCGCUAAUUCCGGCGGCGGCGGUUCCCGGAAGUGGUGCGUGGCCAAGAAUGGAGCCCCGCCGGCGAAAGUCCAGGCGGCGCUGGACUUCGCCUGCGGGAAGGCGGACUGCGCCGCCAUCCAGAACGGCGGCAGCUGCUACAACCCCAACAGCCUGCAGAACCACGCCUCCUACGCCUUCAACGCCUACUUCCAGAAGAACCCUGUCCAGACCAGCUGCGACUUCGGCGGCGUCGCCGGAAUCACCAACGCCAAUCCCAGCACUGGUUCCUGCGUUUUCCCGACCUCCUCGUCGCCGGCGACUUCGACUCCGACGCCGACUACAACCCCAACCCCGACGACGGCGCCGCCGUCGACUGGAUCAGCCAUCACGCCCUCUGGCUCAGGGAUGACGACGGGCAAUUCUCCGGGUAGUGGCGGCGCCACCGGAUUAGGAGGAGUAUUCCCCUCCGGCGGGAUCGGUGAAAGCCCUGCAAACACCACUACAGACACUUCCGCGGCGGCGGCAGUAUCCGGCAGCCGCCUGCAGCCAUUGAUCUGCUGCAUCAUCGCGGCCGCCAUUGUUGCUCUUUAG
Molecule: messenger RNA, 844 nt
Organism: Andrographis paniculata
Lineage: Eukaryota; Viridiplantae; Streptophyta; Magnoliopsida; Lamiales; Acanthaceae
Product: PLASMODESMATA CALLOSE-BINDING PROTEIN 1
Exons: 4
Coding region: 92-844 (250 amino acids)
Source: RefSeq, a predicted model, not a curated record